CUUCUUUUCAUUGGACUGGGGGAUCAGGAGAAAACCUUCAAGACGGAGGGGGUUGUAGAGCAUCGAGGGAAAAACAGGGGCAACAUGAGAGAGCGGGACUUCAUGCCCAACAUGGAGAGAGGCAAACCUGCCACUUACACAGGGGACAAAAAGGCUAAAAUGGCUGCUAAGACUAACAAGAAGUGGGUGAGACUUGCCACUGUUUUUGCAUAUGUGUUGUCUGUGUCCUUAGCAGCCAUCAUCCUGGCUAUUUACUACAGCCUGAUCUGGAAACCGACCAGCGCAUCCUCUUCUGCUGGAAAGCCUGUGCCUGAAGGGGUCACCCCCACCGCCAACAUCUCAGCUGUUUCUCCAAACAGCAGCGCCUCAGAGUGGAACUCUACACAGACAGUGCUGCUGACAGAUAAGGCAGUCAACCAGACAAGCGGGAUGUCCACGACCCCCAGCAAUUAUGCGCAAAGAGGGGCCGUUUUCACGUACGUGGCAGCGGGGACAGAAAGUACGCAGGAGGAAAGACUGUACGCAUCUUCCCACGGUGACGCGAACAGGAGCGCUCCUCUCAGCCCAGAGGACGAGAGCGACGCGGUGAGCGAAACCAGCAGCCCUGAGCAGACGGCCGCAGGAACAUCUGGACCUCCGACUUAAAGCCGGACCUGAGAGGACACUGACUGGGCAAGCCAUUUUAACCCAUUGCUGCAUCCUCUGUUAUUUAAAAUAGAAACUUUUACAUUCUCUAAACCGCAGGUCGGAUUAAAAUAAAGGUCUUCUUGGUGGAGAGCUCAGUUUGCAGAGCCCCUGCAUGGAUGCUGGACUGCACAUCUUGAUUCCAUGCCUAAGAACAGAGGAGCUAUUUCCCCCUUUACUAUGCUUUCCUUUUGUUUCAGGACAUUUAUAUGCCUUAACUCAUCUUUUGAAGCCACUCACCUGCCCUAAUGUCUGGACAAAAUUUAGUGAAAUUUUUCUCUAAGUUAUAAGGAGUAGAUUUUUCAGGAUGUUUUGGUGUACUGAGCUAUCGUUAAUCAAUUUAACCCAUUAGUUCAGCAUUUAAAUGCUAUAUGGGUCAGAAAAUGUUUUGCCAAAUUGAGUUGUUUGCAGGUUACGUCAUAGGUAUAGGUCGGUUUGAGCUCUGGUUUAAUAACUUUGAGUACCACAGAUACCACAGAUUUACUGUACGUCAAUUCAAUAUCUGAACUGAAAAAGGAUUACUUUUAUUUACAGUUAAUCACAUUAAGGGGUUUAUGUUUUUUGGUUUGUUUGUUUUUUUGCAGGAUUUUAGCCUUUUUGCGGCUCUUAAACAUCUUUAAUUCAAAGAUGAAGUUAAAACAAGGCCUUGUCUAGUAACAUCCCAUUCAUAGCUUGUAAACAGUUAUUUCAAAAUCAACCUUAGCCAUGAUAAUAGCUGGAGCUGCUUUUGUUUAUACACCAUGAUACAUGAUACAUUUAGCAUCUAAUUUGUCUUUCUUUUAAGCAUGGAAGAAGUAGUAGCCAGCUGGCUCAAAGAAAAACGUUUUUUUUAACAAUAUUCUCUCUGACCUUAUUAGACUAAAUCUAAGAGUGGGACUGCUAAGUCAAAAAAAAAAAAUCAGAAAACUUUAUAAAGCUUAGAAUACCUUCAUACUAGCCUAUGCCUAUGCAAUGUGCAGUUUAGUAAAAAGUAGAAACCAUGGGUUUGCAGCACUGAUGCACUAUUGGGUUGAGUAGCAGUAUCCUGCCAGCCUGAGUGAAAUCCACAUGAGCCCCUCAUACACAACUUAGCCAAUUCAUAGCUUAAUUUUGUUUACAAAUUGCAUUUAAACUGUGCUUUCCUUGUCAGAUCAACCCUUGAUUCUCAUUAGAAGAGCCUACAUUAUUAAGUUAUGCUCAGGUACAGUAUGUGCAUAUAACCAUGUAAAUGUUAUGUGUAUUUGGUUAUGUACAUAUAAGGGAGGCAUACAUAUUUUGGCCUUGAAACUUUAGUGGAACUAUAACAGAUUUUUAUUCAAAGUUACAAUAUGUACAAUAGGUAAAAUAUAUCAUUCAAAAAAAAACAGUAGGACAUGAUUAAUUUCUAUGGUUUUCUAUCAGGUUUAUGUUAUCACCCUGUAUGCUGAUGAUAUAUUUGUUUAUUUAGAGCAUGUUUCUCGAACUGUGGCACAGGUACUACUGGUGGUACUUGUGCCUUUAGUGGUACUCAGAGGAACUUAUGGUAUCAACUAUUUACAAGGUAAAUAUGAUGUAAAUGAGCUGUAAAGUGGAGCUAAUAAGCCCAUCUUGCUGAAAAGAAAAGAUGUUUGUGCACAUUGAUCUGAUGCCGAUUUAGAUCACCCGCCGGGAAUACCGAUGAAAACUAGCCUUUUGGUACAUUUACAUUUAAGUUUAUAUGUUUAUUAAUGUACAUUAUCCAUUUUGAACACAUGUAUAUAAAUAAAUAUAUAUUAAAAUUGAA
Molecule: messenger RNA, 2425 nt
Organism: Cyprinodon tularosa
Lineage: Eukaryota; Metazoa; Chordata; Actinopteri; Cyprinodontiformes; Cyprinodontidae
Product: putative transmembrane protein INAFM2
Exons: 1
Coding region: 85-645 (186 amino acids)
Source: RefSeq, a predicted model, not a curated record